This is a messenger RNA of Python bivittatus (Burmese python), 1018 nucleotides long. The record is from RefSeq and is a predicted model, not a curated record. Lineage: Eukaryota; Metazoa; Chordata; Lepidosauria; Squamata; Pythonidae.
UAAGCAAUAUAAGAUUCUGCUGCAUUUCAUUCUGAGAGAAGCAUGAAUUGCUGAACUUAUUCUUGUAUUCUUUUAAAGGGAGAAACUUUUGACUUUCCAGAAAUUGUUCCAUUUCGCCUUACUCAUAACAUGGUCAAUGGGAUGGGUCCCAUGGGCACAGAAGGGCUCUUCAGGAGAGCUUGUGAAGUUACCUUGAGACUUAUGCGUAACCAGAGAGAACCACUCAUGAGUGUUUUGAAGACUUUUCUCCAUGAUCCUCUUGUAGAGUGGAGUAAACCAGUUAGAGGCAAUACAAAAACCGCAGUAAAUGAAACUGGAGAAAUUGUCAAUGAAAAGGCCAAGACCCACGUGCAAGAUAUAGAUCAGCGGCUGCAGGGUGUGAUAAAAAAUAGGAACAGGGUAAAGGGCCUACCACUGUCAAUUGAAGGACAUGUUCACCAUCUUAUUCAAGAUGCAACUGACAAAAACUUGCUGUGCCAGAUGUAUCUUGGGUGGGCACCAUACAUGUGAAAUGCUGUCAUUUGCAGACUAGUUGCCAUAGUUAAUUUUUAAAACAAACUUUAGUAAUUUCUGCUAAUGCAGAUCAGUCUUAAAUGUUUAUAUUGUAUAUAAAUACUGUUUCCACUGAUAUAGUUGAAAUUCCGUUUAUAGAAAUUAUUUCAGUAAAAACCUUUGAAUACAAAAUGCAAGUUACUCUGUUUAUCACUGUGUUGCUUCCACAUACUUCACAAUACAAUAAUGAGAGGUCUUUGAGCUAAGAAUGUUAAGAUAUUGGAUGUAUAAUAGAGUGAGCCAGAUGGAAACAUGCAAUUCAAAAAUAGAGUAAAAUUACACUGUACAUUCCCAUGUCUUUCUAUCCUUCCAAACCAUCCUUGUUCUCACCAUGUCCAUGUGUCACUUCAUACACUGCCUUUUCUUCUUUAAACUUCUCACCUCUCUUUGAGGAUUUCAUUAACUCUAUUCAGCCACAACACUUUCAUUCUUCUAGUUCUUUCAGCUCCUUUACUCUUCUAUUACA